This is a messenger RNA of Nomia melanderi (Alkali bee), 797 nucleotides long. RefSeq names its product mitochondrial ribosomal protein S24 (gene mRpS24). Gene Ontology annotation, cellular component: mitochondrion. Gene Ontology annotation, biological process: translation. Lineage: Eukaryota; Metazoa; Arthropoda; Insecta; Hymenoptera; Halictidae. The record is from RefSeq and is a predicted model, not a curated record.
UGUAGUACAAUUAUAUAUGUAACAUUCUCAUUCAUUUUCAGCAUAUUUUUAUAUUUAAAGCAUGAAUUUCAUAGUAUUUUUUAACGUUAUUUUUUAUUGAAAAGACGAAUGCUGCAAGGUCAUAUUGCAUGACCGUAUUUCAUUUUAAAUAGUUGGCAUUUCUGUAGUUAAGAAAUAGUGGUAUUAUUUAAGUUUGGUGUAUCUGAUAUUUUUACUACAUUAAAUAUAAUUCUGUCUUUUUUUCUCAAUAAAUUUCGGCUUAAAACAUGAACGUAAUACCAUAUAUGCAUUCUAUGUUUAUAAUGAAUCAAAAUAAUUUCCUAAGAAGGUGCAUUCAUGUUAGUGCAGUGCAUAAUAGAACACAAGCUGGACGUUACAGACCUAAAGCCAAACCUCAGCCAUUAACAUAUGAAAUGGCAAAUCCUCCUCAUCAUAUUGCCGCCAGGAAAGCCUGGAAUUCUUGGAAUACAUCAAAUGUAUUAGGUGGAAACAGACCAUCAGAAACUGCUGUGGAAGAUAUGUUUAUUAGAAAUUUUAUGAAUGGAACAUGGCCAUCAUUUAUUCUAAGUGAAGUAAUUAUUAAACGGCAACAUAAUAUGAUUAGAAUUUCUGCUAUUAUGGCAUUAAAAGUCUCAGUUAGAACAAUAUAUUUCUUAAUAGGCUAUAGUGAAGAAUUAUUAAGUCUUUGGUUGCAUUGUCCAGUCAAAUUAGAGUUGGUUGUGACUGCAUCAUCAAAAGAUGUUAUAUAUAAAGUAAUUUAAUUUUAUGUGUAGGAAUGUUUCUUUAAUAUAAUUAUA